Molecule: messenger RNA, 651 nt
Organism: Trichoderma harzianum CBS 226.95
Lineage: Eukaryota; Fungi; Ascomycota; Sordariomycetes; Hypocreales; Hypocreaceae
Exons: 1
Coding region: 119-508 (129 amino acids)
Source: RefSeq, a predicted model, not a curated record
GCCUUUGCAGCCGCGAGCUUCUCUAAACAGCAGCUCACAACCUUUGUCAGUCAGUGCUCAUGCACUCGCUCGUACCGGCACUAGAUGGAGUCUUUGUUGACACACUUCUUUGGCCCCCAUGACUUUUAGGUGCUUGUGCUACUGCCGUGGCUGCACAACAAAGAGACCGCCUCUUUUUUUUUUUUUUUCUCUUGUUCCAUUCUCUUCUUGCCGUCUCGACCAUGGCAAGGCUCGGACAAGGUCGUCGUCAUCACCGUCAUCACCGUCAUCACCGACGUCUUGGGCCGCCAUGAACAAAGAAAAAUUCGGGUUUGUGGUACAAUUUGAUAUCCACGUCGACGGUAGGGUUUUAAGCGAUUGUUGCCUUGGCUCUUCCCUGCCAAACAACUCCUUGGGCGACAUCGCCAGCAGAGCCCCAAAGUGGCCAUCGCCGUGCACUAGACGGCCUAAGAUGACGCCGGGGCGUGCAUCUGCAUUGAUUAGCUCAUGUGACCGUUGCUGGAAAUGAAGCUCUGCAGCCAAUCGCCGCGCUGCCUCACUCGAGUUUCGAGUUGUGGCGCUGGUUGCCGGGCGUGUGUUUGGGAGCUGGCAUGGGGUGAGUAUAGUAGUAGUGGCAACAAAGAUCUGGGUUCUCUGCCGUUCACCGCAGCA